This is a messenger RNA of Vigna radiata var. radiata (mung bean), 696 nucleotides long. RefSeq lists its product as uncharacterized. The coding region runs from base 140 to 490 and encodes 116 amino acids. The transcript has a single exon. Lineage: Eukaryota; Viridiplantae; Streptophyta; Magnoliopsida; Fabales; Fabaceae. The record is from RefSeq and is a predicted model, not a curated record.
UAUUUAUGAGGAAAAACUUCAUUUGCAAUUUGCAGGCAGCAGCAACGUUAAAUCUGAAUGAAAAGGCGUGUCCGUGUUUUCUUUCCAGUUGAAGAUCAGUGUGUCUGUGUGAGUGUGAAUAAAUAUAAUUUGAGGCAUCAUGAGCACACUUGUUCGCAACACCACCCUCACCUUCAGCCGCAGAUACAGAUACGAGCUUCUUGGUCUGCAGGGCAACAAAGACAAGAUGCUCAAAUCCAUCAGCUACAGACGCAGAAGGGCUAAGCAAAGGAAAGUCUUUCUCACUACCUACAAGCUUUCUUCCUUGGACAAUAACACUUUUGUCGAGCCUCAAAAGCCUAAGCUAAAGCUCAAGAAGGUUGCCGUUAAGGUCAAGAAGAUUAUGGCCUCGGUUUUGAUGUUCAUGCGAGUUGGUUCUCUCAGGUCCUGCGCUUCUAGGCCUGCCAUUUCUGAUGGACCUUCGCCAGUUCCUAAUAGGAAAAACAUUUGAUGAUGAUGAUGAUGUUGGCUCUUACUGGGUUUGGGAUGAUUCAUAAUUUUUCUCUAGGAUUUAAGAAGACAUUUAUGUGGCAGAUGAUGGAAAAAAGGGUUACCAAAUGUUGUGUAUAUAAUGCUUGAUCUAAUGUCUAAUCGAUUAUAUUAAACCUCUUUCUGGGAUUUUUCUUUAAUGAUAUGCCAUGUUUCUGUUUUCUAUCA